AUGUCGAAAGCAAUCCUCUCAAUUCAGUCGAACGACGCCGAUAAGAACAACAAAGCAGUCGCCAACCUGCUGCCAUGUCGAAUCCACCACGAUGGACCUAUUGGUGAUGCCAAUACCUUUUGGAACCCCAUCCAGUCAGAAGCGUACUUCCGUGGCAGGAAACUUCACGGAACGACUGUCAGGCUGCCGGAACAAUACCGAGGCGUUGUAAUGGAAAAGAGCGACAAGGUCGAGACCCAGCAAAUCGAGGGCGAGGGAGAAGAGGCGGAGGGCGAUCUAGUUGAGCUGGGUACCAUGGACGUCAAGGCCGAGUUUGACGAGAUGGUCAUCUGGGGCCACGAGUCGAGCGCCGAGGCGGCGUCGGAUCCUUACGUGAGGAGUAUUGAGGAAUGGCUGACUGUGGCCGAAUCGAUACACUCAUACCCUUCUCCGGAGACCAAGACUGGCGCAUAG
Messenger RNA from Colletotrichum spaethianum, 453 nucleotides. RefSeq lists its product as uncharacterized. The transcript has 3 exons. Gene Ontology annotation, biological process: RNA catabolic process. Lineage: Eukaryota; Fungi; Ascomycota; Sordariomycetes; Glomerellales; Glomerellaceae. Bases 1 to 453 code for a protein of 150 amino acids. Gene Ontology annotation, cellular component: ribonuclease H2 complex. The record is from RefSeq and is a predicted model, not a curated record.